Molecule: messenger RNA, 739 nt
Organism: Ixodes scapularis (black-legged tick)
Lineage: Eukaryota; Metazoa; Arthropoda; Arachnida; Ixodida; Ixodidae
Product: calmodulin-A-like
Exons: 2
Coding region: 156-677 (173 amino acids)
Cellular component (GO): myosin II complex
Molecular function (GO): calcium ion binding
Source: RefSeq, a predicted model, not a curated record
UAACAGCACUGUCCUUCAUCGGAAGCCCCAAACAGUCCGUAAUCUCUAUUUUUCUUUCUUAAUUUCGCAGACCUAUCAUCAUCAAUGAACAAGCGCAACGCACCGAGAGAGAAGAAGGAAGAAGCCUGGGAAAGGCGCACCCGAGCGAGACAGCCAUGUCGUGCAAGAGGGACGAGGAGCUGAGCGAGCGGGAGGUCUCCCAGCUGCGAGAGGUCUUCUCGAAGUUUGACAAGAACCGUCGGGGCACAGUGCCCUUCGUGCACAUCGACGAGAUCAUUCGCACCGCGGGCAGGCUGGUCACCGACGCCAAGUUCAAGGAAAGUAUCAAGAACCCCAGUGCCGAUGACGCCGAGAGGAGGGUCCAGUUCCCCGAGUUCAUGGGCAUGGUGACGUCGUACACGCGGCCCAUCGAGCCGGCGUCGGACCUCCGGGAAGCGUUCCGGGUGUUCGACCGCGAAGGCCACGGCUUCAUCACGACGGCUGAACUGCGGCACGUGGUCACCACGCUGGGCGAGCGGAUGACCGACGAGGAGGCCGACGAGCUCAUCAAGGAGGCCGACGUGACCAGCGAGGGACACAUCGACUACGAGGAGUUCAUCAAGACCAUCAGCCUGCCCAGGGAGCGCCAAGACUCUUCCAAGCGCCAGGACUCUUCCAAGAGCCAGGACUCUGCCUAAAUGACGCUUGGCUGUGUUCUUCUGGCUGUGUUAUGCCCAUGUAGAUUCGAAAGUGCCGCCUU